Molecule: messenger RNA, 1630 nt
Organism: Syngnathoides biaculeatus (alligator pipefish)
Lineage: Eukaryota; Metazoa; Chordata; Actinopteri; Syngnathiformes; Syngnathidae
Gene: llph
Product: LLP homolog, long-term synaptic facilitation factor
Exons: 3
Coding region: 134-526 (130 amino acids)
Biological process (GO): dendrite extension
Cellular component (GO): nucleolus
Molecular function (GO): RNA binding
Source: RefSeq, a predicted model, not a curated record
UGGCGACGUUCAACUUACUCACGCGGCCAAUCAAAUCGCAGCUUCUUCACGCAGCUCCUCAGCCACUUGUAAACACGUGUCUGUACCUUCCAGUUUCUUUCGGCGGAUAAAAUCCACAAUCUGUGAGAACAAAAUGGCCAAAAGCUUGCGUAGUAAGUGGAAGAGGAAGAUGCGAGCGGAAAAGAGGAAGAAGAACGCCCCCAAAGAGCUGGCCCGCCUGAAACAAGCCCUCAGUCUGGGCAAGAAGGGUGAGGACGCCGUGAUGAGCGACAUCCAGGAGAUGGCCACCGUGGUCCCGGUUGAGAAGAUCAAGAAGGAGGCGGAUGUGAACAUGGCGGGAGACGGAGAGGACGACGGUGACAUGGACUUGGACAGCAAGCGCAACAAGAAGACGCUGCUGAACGAGCACGGACAGUAUCCGGUGUGGAUGAACCAGCGGCAGGCCAAAAAGCUGAAGACCAAGAGGGUGGCGCAGAAGGUCGGCAAAGGAAAAAUAAACAAGAAAAAGAAGGGCAUUGCCUGGUGAAAAGCAAAGACACCAGAGACGAUCAAUGUGCCCGUGAUGGUUGUCACACACGGGCUCCGUUUUAUUUGGAUGAAACGGUGGCAACACUUGGGACAGUCAGACGUAUAUAUAUAUCAAAGUAUAUUUUGGAUUUCUUCAUUCAUGUGCUUCAAAGUUGGUGGGUUUUUUUUUUUCCCAUGUCAAAUAUAUCCAAACAUUGUAAAGUCAUUGUAGCUUUAUCAACCUUCCCAAUUUUGAAAUGAUAAAAAGCUUAGAAUUUCAAUAAAAGGCCUGGACCACAGACUUAGUAAAUUGUUGUUGGUAAACAUCAGGAUGGGCAUUGGAAAGUAACCCAAAAGUAUUGGUUGAAAUUAUUUUUCUUUAUCCUCCUCUUAGCAUAGAGUGGCCACUUUUUGGUACAUAUUCUGUAUUCAUACACUAGGGAGGCAUGAUGUAACUUUGUAAAUUAAAUUUACCUGGUCAAAUAAUUGCAAAGACAACCAAUUAUUGUAUAAACAUAAAAUGGAGGUCGUACCAUAGUUAAUGUCACGUGAACUACAGUUGUCAUGAAUCUGAAAUAAGGGACAAUUGUCAUUUUUAGAUUCCUACGGUACAAAUGUUGCCAAAUACAAAGACAAUAGCUUGGUUUUAUAUUGUACAACGUAAGCCUGACAUUUUCACACUUGUAUUUGCGUGAAAAAGCUGGAAUAUUUUCAUUCAAGAAAAAAAAUGAAGGCAAUUUGGAUGCACCCGUACAGUGAAAAAAAAUAUUUGAACACUCUGCUAUAUUGCAAGUUCUCCCACUGAAAUUUUCAUCGUCGGUGCACAUCCGCCGUGAGAGAGAUCAUCUAAAAAGAAAUAUCCAGAAAUCACAAUGUAUGAUUUUUUUUUUUUAAUAAUUUCCAAGUGGGAGAACUUGCGAUAUAGCAGUGUGUUCAAAUAUUUAUUUUCUUCACUGUAGAUGCAUUGCCAGACACUCAAAAAUCACAUGACGUGUGCUAAAAUGCGAUCGGGACAGCCUUAUCCUUAACCUUGCAAACGUAUUGUCGUCAUCGUGUAAAGAGUGAACAUAUGAACAAUUUCCUACAUUGAAAUGGUUGAUUACGAUGACCCCCCCCCCCCCCC